Messenger RNA from Venustampulla echinocandica, 843 nucleotides. RefSeq lists its product as uncharacterized. The record is from RefSeq and is a predicted model, not a curated record. The transcript has 2 exons. NCBI's taxonomy places the organism in Eukaryota, Fungi, Ascomycota, Leotiomycetes, Helotiales, Pleuroascaceae. The coding region runs from base 1 to 843 and encodes 280 amino acids.
AUGGCUACCCCAACUGAUACCAACACCUCCACCUCUGCGCCAACUGGCCUUCUAGUUCCCGAAAAGCCUACUAUUGUUAUAGUUCAAGGCUCCUUUCAAACCCCACUCGUCUAUGAUGGCCUCUUAAAGGGGCUUGUAGCUGAAGGUUACCCUAGUUUGCACCCAAAACUGCCUAGCUGUACCGAUGUUGACAGCCCAGAAUUCCCCUCAGUGACUCUUGUUGACGAUGCUUUGGCUGUCCGCCUUGAGGUCACGAAGCUCGUCGAAUAUGAAAGCAAAACGGUUGUUGUUGUAAUGCACUCGUAUGGCGGCCUGGUGGGUAGUGAGGCAGUUCCAGAGGAGCUAAGCUUUACCCACCGCCAGGCCAAAAGACUUUCGGGGGGAGUAAUCCACCUGUUUUAUUUCAGCGCGUUCGUACUUUCUGAGGGCCAAUCAGUGCUGGGAACGUUUGGAGAAUCGCCGAACAAUGACGUGAAGCCGGACGGUCGAUAUAUUGUCCGCAACGGCGGAAAGGUUCUAUACAACGACCUACCAGAGCCAGAGGCCGCCCUCUGGGAAUCAAGGCUCAUCGUGCAGUCAUACAAUGUGCAACUCACCAAACUAACCCGCGCCGCCUAUCAAUAUAUCUCGUCGACAUAUCUUAUCUGCGAGAAUGAUCAGGCCGCUCCCCUCCAGUUCCAGGAGAUGUUCGCGGCCACUGCAAAAGCACAUGUGGAAAGAUGCUCUGCUGGCCAUUCCGCCAUGCUCAGCCAACCGGCAAUGUUAAUUAGCAAACUUAUGGCUGCUAUUAAUGUUGCCCUGUCUGAAAAAGAUAGGGAAGUGGCGGGACAGCAUGGAUUAUGA